Molecule: messenger RNA, 2895 nt
Organism: Babesia bigemina
Lineage: Eukaryota; Apicomplexa; Aconoidasida; Piroplasmida; Babesiidae
Exons: 1
Coding region: 1-2895 (964 amino acids)
Source: RefSeq, a predicted model, not a curated record
AUGGAUUUCUAUAUAAGCAGCCUGGCGGCACGGAUUCCGUGCACGCGGCUACAUCGGCAGGUCCAGGAUCCGCGAGGACGCCCAGUUGCGGCCUUUGCAAUCAGCCGAGAUGGAAGACUUGCCGCUAUGGCGACGUACCCCAGGGAGUACCGUUCGGUGGAACGUUCCGUGAACGUGCUCUUCAAAGAUGGGAAGGCCUUGAGGACGUCAAAUUACCACAAGGCGGUACAACGCCAACGCAGGCUUACGGAGCAGCACCAUGAAUUGGAGUACAACGUGGAGCAGUACAUUCGCCACUCGCUCCAGAUGGACACCUUCGGAAGCUUGGUGGAGGAGGUCGCGAUGAGCACCCCAAGUCUGAGCGCCAUAAUCAGGGAUAACAACCCGGAGCCGGCGCCAGAGCCACGCCCAAUCGUGCCAUGUGCAGUGGUGAUAUACGACACAAUGUACUUCAACCCGGUGGAGGAGUUCGUGUACGGUUAUAAGUUGAAUGACGCUGUCUACAUGAAAAAUUCCGCCACGAAUACACCCUCUGCGGGCGUCGUGGAGCCAAGCGCACAUCUCCCUCCGCACAUAGCUAGCGCGAUAUCGAGCAAGUGUCUUUUCCGCCCAACCAAGAUGAGCUUCGUUUGUAAUGAUUCGGUGCUGGUGAUAUCGUCGCCUGACGACGGCGCGAAGCUUUUCUCUAUGGACACGGAGUAUGUUGAGCUCCUCUGCCACUUCCGACCUCAGCUGAGGGAUGAUGUGAAUAUGGAGAGCCUGAAGAUACUCACUGUCAACGUGGUGAUGGCUGACUUGACGGACCACUGUUCUGAACUCCCAUCUGUAUUUGUCAGCCCUUACGUCUUUUGCCAUGCUUGUCAGCAAGCUGUCCUAAAAGAUGUAGAGGCAUGUCAGGGAGACGCUGUGCCGUAUACGGUCGUGAUUGAAUGCGUACUGUCUCUGUCAUCGCACCCCCCCCUUCGUAUGGUGCUUCAUUCCCGGUGGCCAAGCGGCGACGUCGCCGUCCACUCUGUACACCAGAUGUAUCCGUAUGUGGAGCAGCUUUCGGCUCCGGUAGAUUACGUUGUCUCGGUUUUUAGGGCUCGACUCACCGACACUGAAGAAUUUGAUAUUAUGAAUCGAGUUCAUACCUACUGGGCGAUGGAGCCGUAUAUGCACGACAAAACGGAGUUCCUGAUACACUCGGAUAAGCCUAUAGCGUGCGGAUACACAAAAACGCUCCUCGCUUCCAAGGUCAACAGCCGGGACUACUUGGAAGACUACCAGUUGAUCGCCAUGUACACACCCGACUCACAGCUCUAUGUCAUGGAUACGGAAUGUAAUGUGCUCGGGCAGACGGAAGUUCACAACGCCGAAGAAGGGUUUUUCACAAUUGAUGUCGAUCGCACCGGGAGCAUGAUAGCUCUCAUUGGGACUGAAUCGAUUUUCGUCUACCGACUGCACGUAUCUCGUGACGAGGACGGUGCGAUGUCAGUGGCGUUCCAACUUCAAAUGAAAUUCCCACACGUCGUGGGAGUCGGAAGGCGCGAGGAGAUAUUGUCAGCGUGCUUGGGACGCGAUCUGGGCAAUCGUUGGAUGUACGUAUCUGUAGCCCGUGGCUCGGUCGACGCUGUGAUGUACGUGGUUGAUGUGACGCCGAGCAAAGGGAAAGAUCCCAUCAAGAGGACUCUGAACAUGAACUCUGUUAUAUUCCCCUGUAUAACGGAUAUGGUAGCGUUGGAGGGUAGCAUCCUUUUAAUGCCUCGCCACCAGCGCUUUUUGGUGCAGCUGACGCAAGAGCACCUGGAUAGCACGGACGAUACGUACUCUCGCCAGUUCUGCCAUUUCCCCCUCUUAUCGACAAAUAAGGAGGCGCUGAUGCUUAACUCCGCCGUGGAAAAUUGCCCGCAACCUGCACGGGAGAAGUUCGAAAUUUUAUUGCUAGAACGUGAGCGGCAGAUAUCCUCGACCAUGCGGACCAGCAACCGUUUGAGCAUUGGCCGUUGGCUGGAUGCGCUAUACCAGUACAACGCAUUGUGCAUGUACAAAGGGCGUGGAGUAGUAGAAGGCAUGGAUCCGCACGACUACUUGCUCCCUCCCCUACGGAGAACGCGGCAGCAGUUCCCAUUCGGUUACGACGCCAAGCAGUUCUAUGAUCCGCUGCUAGGAAUCGAGUUCACCGGCAGCCCGGCGUUAAUGCGGGCACAAUGCUACGAGUGGGCACGCGAUGUUAUAACAAGGAGUGGCUUCAUCAACCCGUUGUACCCAAUGGAGGUGGUAUACGAUGAUAAGCUUCAAAUGCUGGACUAUGUGUGCGCAAAGAUUUGCAUAUCUCAGUGGGACAACCCUGCGGAUAUACUGUUUUCUAUGCGGAGCAACGAUUUCCUGCGUCUUCAACUGUGCAACUUCUUGAAGAUUUCACAGCGCCUCGAGCUACCGUGCGACGCGCAGGGCAUGAUACCAUGUGAGAAGACAAUGAUUUUCAAGAAAGUGAGCGAAGUCAUGCCGCAGAUGCUCGUAGACGGUGUCCAAAUACCAGUUAGACAGAGUCGCGCGUCUCUAGAGCGGGAGGCGUUCGAGUUCAUACGGCAACAGUUGGUGCCAGAGCUGGUCAGCAUUCCGGCAAAUAAGUUGAAGAAGAUCAUACGGGACAGACUCUACCGUUUGCGCAAGAAGCUGACAGUUCUGGAACGAUACAAGCAGGAACACGACCUCCUCGACGUGCGCCCUGAUUUCACACUUGACGAAAUUGCACGCAACGACUGUAGGCUACCGACAUUCCGCGACUCUGUCGAUACGCGCGAAGUGCUGUUGAGCGAAUUCGCAAUGCGUGUGCGUAUCAAGGUGCUGACUACCUUUUAUAAGGCCCAUAAGGAUGGCGGCCCCGACUUGGAUGAGUUCGACUCUUCCUGA